This is a messenger RNA of Vidua chalybeata, 4105 nucleotides long. It is a transcript of the gene THOC1, whose product is annotated as THO complex subunit 1. Gene Ontology annotation, biological process: mRNA export from nucleus; signal transduction; regulation of DNA-templated transcription elongation. NCBI's taxonomy places the organism in Eukaryota, Metazoa, Chordata, Aves, Passeriformes, Viduidae. The transcript is spliced from 22 exons. Bases 1596 to 3947 code for a protein of 783 amino acids. The record is from RefSeq and is a predicted model, not a curated record. Gene Ontology annotation, cellular component: THO complex part of transcription export complex. Gene Ontology annotation, molecular function: protein binding.
GGGGGGAGUCACUUUUCUCCCAAGCCUGAAUGAACAACAUUCAGCAAGUCUCACGUUCAAAGCAAGUCUCAUUCAAAAAAGACAGGUCGUGUGGAGCCUAUUUUCAAUUUCGUGAAGCCCCUUUCCCCAUGGUUUGAAAUGAAUUGGCAUGGCUCUGGCAUAGCCCAAGUUUUUUAGGCAGUGUCAAACAAUGGCUUCAGUUAUAGAUGAGGUGACAAACUCUGGGCUGGCAGGGUGACUCCACCUCCCCAUAGCGGAGCAGCGCCUGCAACCAGCCACUCAAGCGUGGGUCGAGCUGCCCCUCCGCUGCAUCUUCCUUUUCUGGGCAAACACUUCCCUCUCCCGGUACAAAAGUUAACUACAGCCACACCACGCCAAAAAUAAUGCCCCACAUAUUCCCAUCUAUCCUUCCAUGCGUUACUUUAAAUAUUUGCACUUAAUAAUGACAAAACACUUAAUUUUAAUAUUACUCGCCUAUGAAAGGAAUAUUGGAUGUUUGAGCUUUUUCCCACCUUUGAACAAAAGUCUGGCAGUACCUGAGCUUUUGGCCAGACACCAAGGUCCCUUCUACUCCAAACAAUUCCAUGAUUCUCAUUCUAUGGUCAUGAUAAAUGUAAUUUCUGCUGGAAAUAUUUCUGUCGCCCAGGAGGUAUCUGUAGGAUAUAGCUCAACCUGUAAAUUGUCAGCACUGAGGUGAUUUUACUGAUGAUAUAAGUAAGUCCCUAACCAUUUUUACUUCAGUGAAAAUGGUGUCACACUGUUUAUCAGGAAAAAAAAAUAACCAACAGCUACAUCUGUAGAGUCAUUUCCACUGUAGCAAUAGUGAAACGUGAGAAGUCUGGGCACAAGUCUGAUGAGGAGAGGCUGAGGAAGCUGGGGUUGAUUAACCUGGAGAAGAGGCUCAGGUUGUUGUUCAAAAUAGGUCCUUUCACCUGAUAUUCAAGAAGCCAAUCCACAAGCUGAGUCGAGGUAUUUUAUUUAUUUACAGUCCUGAGCAGAGAGGGCUGCCGAGUAGCAAAUCCACAAAGCCAGCACGCUGACUACCAACAUGUUUCACUAUUUAUACAUUUUAGCAAACAAAGGCAUUAAUGUUCACUGGCUACAAGUUACAUAGUUCUCUUAUUAAUUUGUAUUCUAUCUUCUGUUAGUUAAAUAAUUCCCUAAUUCUCACUCUAAUUAGUCUGUAUGGUCAGGCCUUCUCCUGAGACCAUGAGUCGGUGGUCGCAAUCUCCCUGCCAGAAUUACCUUUUACCCAGCUCAGCAGAUUCCAGCACAGUUGAAGAGUGGGCUUUGUUAAUUCCAUCCUUAUCUCAGGAGUUCUGCCAAACGUUCUGGUGGCCUGUAAAUGCUGCGUUCUUUUGUGUCCACUCUCAGUGGCACAUCCCCGAGCUUUGUCGACCUCCCCACAUCCGAGAUCAUUGAACCAUGUCAAACACUAAACCUUAACAAGCCAAUCCUACCGACAUGUCAUUUACCCUUCUAACACCUGCACAUCAAGGGAAGACCUCAUCACCCUCGACAACACCUGAGGGGAGGCUGUGGCCAGCUGGGGCUCGGCCUCUUCUCUCCGGCAACAACUGACAGGACAAGAGCAAAUGGCCUCAAGUUGUGCCAGGGGAGGUUUAGGCUGGAUAUCAGGAACAACCGGCUCACUGGAAGGGCUGCCAAGCAUUGGAACAGGCUGUCCAGGGAAGCGGCGGAGUCACCACCUCGGGAAGCGUGCGGAUGUGGCCGCUGGGGACGCGUUUCGGUGGCGGCCCGGCAGUGCCGGGUUAACGGUCGGACCCCACCGUCCCGGAGGUGCUUCCCAACCCAAAGCUCCGCACGACCCGGCGCUCCCAGGGCCGUCCCGCCGCCAGAGCCGCCGGCGCCCGCGCUCCGCCCUCAUCCCGCCGGGGGAGCGGGGCCAUGGCGUCAUCGGCGCGCGCCCGCAGCGCCGCCCGCCCGGGAACAUGUCGCCGCCGCUCUUCAGCCUGCCCGAGGCGCGGCUCCGCUUCACGACAUCCACCAGAGAGGCUCUGAUUAACAAAAGCAUCAAGCCAUUGUUGAAUGCAUUUAACCAGGUUCCUGGAAGUGAAAAUGAAAAAAAGUGUACCUUGGAUCAAGCUUUUAGAGUUGUUGUAGAAGAAGAAAUAAUAAACAAAGCUCCAUGUGAGAAUCUCCUGGCAAUUAUUUCUCUUGCUAUUAAUGGAGUCACAGAAGGUAUUUGCACUGCAUCAACUCCUUUUGUGCUUUUGGGGGAUGUUCUGGAUUGCCUUCCUUUGGAUCAGUGUGACAAAAUUUUCACUUUUGUGGAGAAAAAUGUUGCUACAUGGAAAUCGAACACAUUUUACUCUGCAGGGAAAAAUUACUUGCUGCGCAUGUGCAAUGAUCUCCUAAGAAGAUUAUCUAAGUCACAAAACACAGUCUUUUGUGGAAGAAUUCAGCUGUUCUUGGCUAGGUUAUUUCCACUUUCAGAAAAGUCAGGGCUUAACCUACAGAGUCAGUUUAACCUGGAAAAUGUCACUGUUUUCAAUACCAAUGAACAUGAGAGCACUCUGGGACAGAAGCACACCGAGGAGAGGGAAGAAGGAAUGGACGUGGAAGAAGGUGAAAUGGGAGAUGAUGAAGCACCAACAAGUUGUUCCAUUCCAAUAGAUUAUAACCUGUAUAGAAAAUUCUGGUCACUUCAAGAUUAUUUUAGAAAUCCUGUGCAGUGCUAUGAGAAGGUGUCAUGGAAGACGUUUCUUAAGUACUCAGAAGAAGUUUUGGCUGUUUUCAAAAGUUACAAGUUGGAUGACACCCAGGCUUCCCGAAAAAAGCUGGAAGAAUUAAAAACAGGAGGAGAACAUGUAUAUUUUGCAAAGUUCCUAACUAGUGAAAAGCUGAUGGAUUUACAGCUCAGUGACAGUAACUUCCGUCGUCACAUCUUGUUGCAGUACCUAAUACUAUUUCAGUAUCUAAAGGGACAAGUCAAAUUUAAAAGUUCAAACUAUGUUCUAACAGAUGAACAGUCUCUUUGGAUUGAAGAUACUACAAAAGCAGUCUACCAGCUUCUUUCAGAAAAUCCUCCAGAUGGGGAAAGAUUCUCAAAAAUGGUAGAGCAUAUAUUAAAUACUGAAGAAAACUGGAACUCGUGGAAAAAUGAGGGCUGCCCAAGCUUUGUGAAAGAAAGAUCUCAUCCAGAGUUUCAGCUUGGACCUCCUGAUUCUAAGCCAAUGAGACCUGUGAGGAAGAGGCCAGCUCCAGAGGACUUCUUAGGAAAAGGAUCAAACAAAAAAAUCCUUAUGGGGAAUGAGGAACUGACCCGCCUUUGGAAUUUAUGUCCUGAUAACAUGGAGGCCUGUAAAUCUGAGAGUAGGGAAUAUAUGCCAACACUGGAGGAAUUUUUUGAGGAAGCUAUUGAGCAAGCAGACCCUGAAAACAUGGUUGAAAAUAAGUAUAAGGCUGUGAACAAUUCUAACUAUGGCUGGAGAGCACUGAGACUUCUGGCACGCAGAAGUCCCCACUUCUUCCAGCCAACAAACCAACAGUUCAAGAGUUUACCUGAAUAUCUAGAAAACAUGGUAAUCAAAUUAGCCAAGGAGCUGCCUCCUCCUUCUGAAGAAAUAAAAACAGGUGAAGAUGACGAUGAGGAAGAUAAUGAUGCUUUAUUAAAGGAAAACAAUGAAAGUCCAGAGGUGCAACGGGACAAAGCCAUGACAGGCGAGCAGAUCGAGUCCUUUGCGAACAGGCUGGGGGAACAGUGGAAGGCCUUGGCCCCCUACUUGGAGAUGAAGGAAUCUGAUAUCCGGCAGAUUGAGCUGGACAGCGAGGACGUGAAGAUGAGAGCGAAGCAGCUGCUGGUGGCCUGGCAGGAUCAGGAGGGCAUUCACGCCACCCCUGAGAACCUGAUCACGGCGCUGACCAAAGCCGGGCUCGGGGACCUGGCCGAAAGCCUCACCAACGACACCGAAGGCAGCAGCUAACUCGCCUCAGAUGCCAACUGACUGACUUGGGGCUGGGGGUGUUGGUAAUUGUGACUCUUCUGGUGCUUGCCAUUGAUAAUUGUUACUUUUGUUGCUAGGUAACAGAUUUUUGAUAGGUAUUUUAUGUUCAGUAAAGGAUAUAAAGCUUUUUAAUAUUA